ACACCAAAUUAAAAUAGAAAAAUAAAGAGAAAAUCAUUCUUCUAUGGCUAACAACAUUUCGAUCAGUCUCCCAAAAUUCAAGCGAACUCUAAUAUCCUUCGCUAACGUAUCUUCACUCUUUAAUUUUUCAUACUCAAAGAUUCAUUUUCAUAACCAAUAUUAUCAUCAAUUCAAGGAAAUCAAAUACACCACAUCAUCAUAUAAUUACCGUCUUUUUUCUCGAAGGAGUUUUAUAGAAGACGAAGAUGAUGAAGACAAUCUUAACUCGAAAAAUUACAACUUCCAAGAAGCUGUGGCACUUUUUAAUAGCAGAGAUUAUUACAGAUGUCACGACGUUCUUGAAACCCUUUGGAACGAAUCCCAAGAACCAAGUCGAACUUUACUUCAUGGAAUUCUUCAAUGUGCUGUGGGAUUCCAUCACCUCUUCAACCAAAAUCACAAAGGAGCAAUGAUGGAAUUGGGAGAAGGGCUAUGUAAGCUUCGAAAAUUCAACUUCGAAAAUGGACCAUUUUAUGAGUUUGAGAAGGAUAUUUCACAAGUUUUGAAUUUCAUCUAUAGAACACAAAUUGAACUUGCUGCUUGUAGUGAUGAUUUUUGUGUUACCAUGGACCAAUCAGAAAGAUCAUAUCAACUUCUUGGUGGCUUCGCGGCAGGACAAAAACAUUAUAGCUUGGCUAGUAAUUGCCAAGAUGAUUAUUACUACCUUGUUUUCUCUUCUGGAAAAGAUCAUGACAACGUAGAACAACAUAGGAUAAAACUUCCUACUAUUGAUGCUUCCGAAGAAAAUCUUAAGGAGUUGGAGUAUAUUUGACGCGUUACUUCACAUUUGAGUAGAGGUAUUUGAUAUUUGCGUUGAGUGAAAAAUAAUAAAUUAUCCAGUGAAAUAGUUGAGGUUCAUGCAAUUGUAUGAUAUAUUACUAGAUGAUUUCUGUUAAAAAAUUUAGUUUUAUAAUUAAACUCUUUGGAUUUGUGAUGCUAGCUAUUGUAUAACACUUCACAUUAGUUUGCCCAUUUGAAACUUGAUUUGAAAUCACGUUGAUUUGACGUGGAAAAUAUUUCACGCUCUUAUCAUUUCAUUUA
This is a messenger RNA of Capsicum annuum, 1080 nucleotides long. RefSeq lists its product as uncharacterized. The transcript has 2 exons. Lineage: Eukaryota; Viridiplantae; Streptophyta; Magnoliopsida; Solanales; Solanaceae. The coding region runs from base 44 to 811 and encodes 255 amino acids. The record is from RefSeq and is a predicted model, not a curated record.